Molecule: messenger RNA, 4492 nt
Organism: Rhipicephalus microplus (southern cattle tick)
Lineage: Eukaryota; Metazoa; Arthropoda; Arachnida; Ixodida; Ixodidae
Source: RefSeq, a predicted model, not a curated record
GUUUCGAACAAGAAUGGCACCGGCGUUGACGAGGUAGCGUUUGUUGGUACCACCUGGUGUAGCUCGCCCAUUGUGUACAACGAAAGAUACUACCGACUUUAGAUUAAAUGGCGUGGCAAUUUUCUCUGACGUGGUUUGUGGCGGCUGCCUGCUUCGCUGUCGCGAGUGAGCCCGUCCCGUUCGAGGCACCGAGCGGCGUCGAGCAGGGCGAGCGUCAUUACAAAGCCGUGCUGGCCAAAAUACCCGAGUACGGCGCUUGCUGGAGCGACGCGGUCUCACGGCUCGAACGAGGAUGCGACGAGCUCACCGAGGAUUUACAGGGUCGUCUCGCGCUUGCCUUCACAAGCUGCUUUCUGGAGAAAAUGGGCAAGCCACCCAUUCAAUGCCGCGAGUCGCAACCCCUGUCACGCUGUGCAGCCCUGUCCGAGUUCCUCGAGAAACCCCUGGCAACAUCGUACACCCAGUUCUUCACCCACACGCAGGUGAUUUGCGCGUUUCUGCGCAGCCGCAAGUGGCAGGCAGAGGCGGCGCACACCAUCUCGGAGCUGGGCGCGACCAGCGUGCGUGCCACUGCCGAGCUGAGGCGUGCAGCUGAGACGCAGGCGCAGCUCAUGCGACGGCAGCAGCAGAUGUUUCAAAACACCGAGCGCCUGAGGCAGGAGCUGGCCAAUGCGCACUCGACACUGCACGAGCACCGGGAGAUGCUCGACACAAGUCUGCUCCGCCUCUCUUACGUGCAGGCUUUCUUUGUGGACCAGUUUGCUACGCUGCAUUCCCUGGGAUACUACGCCCUGGCGGCAGUGCUGUCCUUCCUCAUGACCACUUCCAAGCGGACGGCUGGUGCCCGCCCUUGGCUACUCAUGCUCUUCCUCCUCAACCUGGCGAUCGAGCGAUCAAUCGUCAAGUGGGCCUCGCAGGACGCCGUGAACCGAGCAGCACCACUAGCGUCUGAUAGCCCCCUGGGUGCGCACAUCAGUCUGUCCCGUCGUCUCAUCUGCCUGCUGGCCCUGUGCAUGUACCUGUACCAGCUGUACACGUUCCGCGACUUGGCCGCCGUCAACAACCAGUUGCUGCUGGACCUGCAGGCCCAGAUGCGAAGUUUGCGCACUUACCAGUCACCCUUUGGUAGCCCCGAGCAGCCACAGCAGGAGCGGGAUCCCUCAACUACCACCACAUGGACGCCGCCUGAGGGAGAUGCAAUGCACUGGUUUCCGUUGAACAUUCCGCCUGCUGCCUGUCUAUUCACAAACCGCAGAGGCACCGACACAACCGAGGAGUCGUCAUCGGAGUCGUCAUCGGAGUCGGAGGAGUCCGACGCCGGCAUGUGGUCCCUCGAUGACUGGGACGAUGAUGACAGCAGCGAAGACGAUUCACGCUACAGUGGUGCAAGCAACAGUUAUUUUGGGGAUAAUGCGUUUGUAGACACGAACACCAAGCACAGUGCCACGUCAAGUGCCGUGAGGGACUCGGAUGCCGCCACCAGCACAGCCAGUACAUUGCAUUCGGCAUGGGGAGGCUGGUCGAUGUUUGGAACACCUUCCUUGCCUCCGGCUCCGCCGGUGCCACCGCCGUCGCCGGUGCCAUCUGAUGCAGCAGCGCAACUUACUGGUGGCCGCUACAACCUCCGGCCACGGCGGUCACUCAAUUCCUCCAGUGACCCACUGUCACCGCCACCGUUACAAUCACCGAGCCGGCAACGGGACCUGGCCCGACCCCGUCGGGUCAUUGAACGGGCUGCCAUCCUUUCGUCGGACGAGGACUGAACUAGGCAAAUUUCAGCGUCACGUGCUUUGGGUUGGCUUCUCUGUUAUGCUGCAGCGAUGUGCGGACGAGUCUGUCUGUUGUACAGCUCCAGUGUUCAUUUGUGCUGCAUACAUCGUACCUGCCGAGUAGCCAACUUAAAGUAUUAUGCAAGUCCCCCCGACUAUUGCAUAUGCUAUCAUAUCUGCUUGGCUCGCGAAUCGCUGUGCACACAUGACGGUUCGACUUUUUUCGUACGAGUAUUUCGCUCGGACAUAAGCGCAGUCAUUUCUGUUUGUUCCUUUUGUGUGUUUUGUGAUAAGAAGUUUGCUCAUGCGGACCAAGUCAAUGUAAUAUAUCUUUUUCUGGCAUUUACAUUUUGAUGCCCAGGUUGGAACAGAAGAGAUGGAGGAGCAUACUAAUGUCAGAACUCUAAAUUUCAAAAGCUGCUACAUGAGUAUUUGCACGAAGCUAAUUCGCGAAUGCUUUGUGUCGGUCUCGGCAUGCAAAACUCGGCAGGAAAUUUUAAACAAACAAGCCCUUGCAGCUUUUCACUAAUCCGGAAGGAUUUUUUUCAAAACUAAACUGUGGGAGCCACAGCUCGUGUUACAUGACAGCACUAAAAUAUUGAAUGGCCAGUUCCAGAAAAAAAAAAUAUUUGCAUGCAUCUGGGAUGCAUAAUGCAAUUGAUGCUUUAUGCAUAUGUUUGAAAGAGGCACUUUGAAAUUGUAUGAUGUGCAUCUGGUUUUAGACCUCCUUAAUUUUUAAUGUCUGUGUUUGGUGUCGUGUAUAAGUUGUGCGGGUAAACGUUAAUCUAUAUAGUCUCGUUGACUCCUCUAACGGUAUUGGUUCAAAGUCUGCGCACCUGUUUGCAUUCAGACCUUCAUCCCAUGUUUGGCAUCAUGCGACAAAAACAAGGUUCGCAGAUAUCGGUGCUACGGUUCUGCAUACAUGUAAACACUAGUUGCCCAUGGUUUAUACGCGAUUAGGGUGCCCAGGAAGCAUUUUCCGCAGUCAGCCUGAACGACCUUUAUGAAACAUGGUGUGUUAGGGUGAAGCUGCGCUGCAACGUAGCAUUUACCUAUUGUCUUCUCUGUGAUUUCUACUUAGUAAACUAUAAGUUCCAAGUGCCCAUAAUAUGCGAUAAUAUCCGAAAGUUGAGCAUGUCGAUGCAUGUGCCAAGAUUCACCACCGAAAGUGUUUGCGGCCUUGCAAGGACUGCAGGGUAAGGGCCUGUCCGUAACGGGGCACGUGCGUUGCAGCUGUGAGGGUAGCCUGUCGACAGGCCCUAAACCAUAGACAAAUGGUCCUGUUUGAUGACACUGCCUCUUUUAUCCUGUACAAUGAAAUAGAAACGGCCUGAUUUUCUCAGAUCAGGACAGUGGUUAAAAGCACUGUCUGGGCAAGCUUGUGACUUUUUACUGAAAUUUGAUGGCACACGAAAAGUAUACAUGUUGCAGGAACAAUUAUGAAUGGAAACAUUAAAGUAUGACAUGUUUCCAGGCAUGAUUAUGCUUGCUCCUCUAGGAAUGACUAUUUUUUCUGUGACGAAUGUUUUACUAAUGUCAAGCUUUAAUGUACGAUAAUUUUUUUUCGUAACAUACGUAUACCUUCUGUGUGCAAGAAAAUUUCAGUUGAAAGUCUGCAUCUAUUUGUGCUGUUCCCUUUCUAUCGUCUCCAUCUUGAAAAAAUAGCACUGCCUCUUUUUCACUUUUAGAACCAACUAGCCCAAAGCAUCACAUUACUGAGUUAAUUUCUUUUAUUAUGACAUACAUGUCAGUUUUCUGUGCAUAAUGAACAAAGUUAGCCAUAUUUCGUCUUUUAUUGCAUCAAGCGAGUUCUGUCUUGGUGCACCUUUUCAGUAUGUGUGGGAAUGCGACUUAAUUGUGUUUUAGUAUCCUAUACGAUCAUCUUAGAACCAUGCGACAUGAGUAUGUGAUUUUAUUUUAUUUCGUUUCCGUUUUACAUCAUGAGGACCAUUUCCUUUCUCAUGUCUUUAAUGUUUAAUGAAGACGCAGCUUUGUUUCUGCAUUCUUGUCUCUUGAUGUGGGAGUGACGGGAAAUGCCAUUUGUGAAGCUUAGUGUAGUCUACUGAACAGAUAAGUUUCAGUGCCAUCAUGUUAGGUUGUUUACGAAGUCGGCGGUUUGACACUGAAUCGUCUGGUGGGGAAGAGGCAUGACGAAAAAGAAAUUCGUGAGGUUUCACGUACGUUGGGAAUCGAUGCCAUGUGGAGCAUUCGGUGGGUUUACAACUGUCAAAACGCAUUUUGGCCUCCAUAUGGAAAGCUUGUUCACAUAUAGGUGGCCCAGCAAAAUGCUUGUUAAGACCUUGACUAUUUUAGAAAAACACAUACUUUCAUUACUUAUCUUGAAUACCCCCUUCAAUUUAGGGGGGGGGGGGAUGGCAACAAAAAUAAGAAAACAUUUGUUUAACAGAUCAAGAUGUUGGUACCCAUGGUGGCUAUCUGAUAGAGAAUCAUUGUGCAAGAACAUAAGGUUCAUGAACAUUUCGACGACACAAUGGGAACAAAUAAAUUUAUGUUGUCGUGUUUUCUUAUGUUUGUUUGCAAUGCCUCAUUUUGAGUUGUGAUCGUAACUCGCUUUCUCCUUUGAAUUUAAUUUUGGUUUUUGAUGUGCCCAAAAGCGCAUGUUUCGGGGUCUUCGAAUAAAGUAUUGCAGUACUUCACCUUUUUUUUUACACUGUAUAAGAGGCAGACAUUGUUGUGUGAAAUAAAAGUGAUGUUAUUUUUCA